AUGGCUGGUUCUAACAACGAACAGGGUGUGGAUGUUGCUGCACUGAUAGAGGAUGACAAAAAUAGAACAAAAAUUGUUUGUCAACUUUGUUCUAGUGUGAUUUUACUGCCAGGGAAGGCAGCGUAUGUGUCGAAAGAGUUUCCUUUGCCACACAUGAAAAAGAAGAAAGAAGGCACUGAUGUAGCUGAUGCAGAAGAGCUGAGUGACUACUGGGUUGUUGAUGACAUGUUCACAUUUGAGAACGUAGGAUUUUCCAACACCGUUGGUAUGAUCAAGUACCUGACGUGUGCAGACUGUGAGAUUGGACCAGUAGGGUGGCAUGAUUUGAACAAUAAGAAAGCUUACUACAUCUCACUGACCAGGGUACAACAUGUGCAGUGA
Molecule: messenger RNA, 381 nt
Organism: Liolophura sinensis
Lineage: Eukaryota; Metazoa; Mollusca; Polyplacophora; Chitonida; Chitonidae
Product: guanine nucleotide exchange factor MSS4-like
Exons: 2
Coding region: 1-381 (126 amino acids)
Biological process (GO): post-Golgi vesicle-mediated transport; small GTPase-mediated signal transduction
Cellular component (GO): cytosol; membrane
Molecular function (GO): guanyl-nucleotide exchange factor activity; zinc ion binding
Source: RefSeq, a predicted model, not a curated record